This is a messenger RNA of Wasmannia auropunctata (little fire ant), 3703 nucleotides long. Its product is annotated as glutamic acid-rich protein-like. NCBI's taxonomy places the organism in Eukaryota, Metazoa, Arthropoda, Insecta, Hymenoptera, Formicidae. The record is from RefSeq and is a predicted model, not a curated record. The transcript has 8 exons. The coding region runs from base 172 to 2292 and encodes 706 amino acids.
AUCCAUCGUCCGUUCAUAGAUCUGUCGUGCGGCUUCAAACGUUUUUUUCUUCGCGAUACCUAGAUGUUUUUCCAACGAGAAUCAAUUCAAUUUAAUUCACGAAGCAUUGCGACUCCAGCUUCGGAUUUAGUUCGAGACGUUUUUUGAUAUCGACGAAUAAUCGGCGCGCAAAUGGCAGCGAAUGCACUCGAGGAGAAGAUCAACAAGAUAAGGCAACAGAAUGAGGAAAUUAGGAGGAGGCACGAGGAAGUCGAGGAGGAUAAGAAAAAUGCGGCUAAAUUGAACGCACUGGUGCAAAUGGUACCGUCUACAGAUUGGCCGGAGAGGAAGGAGCCGCCGGAAUUUUCUAAUCCACCUAGGACGAGUAGUAGCAAGUCGAAACCUGCCAAGGAACACCAUGAACAUCCUCAGCAAUACCAGCCCGCGGGUGGUGAAGGACGAAAAGUUCAUACCUUUGCUCAGGGACAAGGGCCUCCACCUGAUCCUAAAUACAACUUCCUUGCUGACGCUGAGAGAGAGGAAGGUGAAAAAGAGAUCACAAAGGACAACUCAAAUAGAGGGCAAAAAUAUUCGAGAGGCAUGUUCAGGAGGAAACCUGGAGGGAAGGAUGGGAUGCAACGAGAUUAUAGAACGAGCAGAGGAUUGCACAGGGACGAGCAUCAGCCGGAAUACGAAGCUUGGAGAGCCGAGAGGAAUCGUAUCGAUGAGGAUCGCAUCAGCAGACAGAGAACUGCGGAGGGUAAUUGGCGCAGAGAAUGGGAUAACGACAAGGCGCACAUUGUGGACGAAGUGGCGAGAUCUGAGGCUAAAUUAGGGGAUUACGUAAAAAAGGACUAUAAAGAUUAUGAUAGGAGAUACCACGUUAAUGGAAAUGAUUAUGCAAGCCAUAAUCGCGGCGCUGGUCAUCGUUCUUAUCGGGGAAGUUCGAGACAUUUUCAUAAUAAUUAUGAAAAUAGUUCCAAUAAUACGUAUCAUCAGGACGGGCACGUUAAAAAUCCCUCCGAAAAGAGAACCGUCAUCGCUACCGACAAGAGCAUAAAGGUUACGCUGAAUCAGGGAAACAUGGGGAAGGGUCCAGUCAUGAGUGUCAAAGUAAACUCGCCGAGUAUUGCUGGAACGGGACGAGUCGGGCCGCGACAGAGGAGUCGCGUAACGUACAGCAGUCACGCGGACGUUGAGGUAGCCUUCCCCGAUGCCGAGCCCUUUUCACGCCCGAAGUCGUACGAGGACAGACCUAAGGGCGUCUAUCACGAGAAUCAGCACAAAGCCUCGAAUUCGCGAAAGUCGCAGCUUCCACCGAAGAAAAAGGACUCCAGCAAUAAAUCUCCUUACCUCCGUAAGAAGGAGAACAGGAAAGACGAUGAAGGCCUGCAGAAAUGUGAGACGGAAUCACGGGAAGAAAAUAUGGAGUCUAAGGAGUCACAAAUGUCUUAUGAAUCUAAACCUCAAAGCGAGAACGCUGAGGAAAACGUUGCGGAGCCGUUACAGGAUGGUGAGAUUGUGACGACUGCGAACGAAAGAGAGGGCAAUCUAAUUUCUUCUGGAGAUUCUGACAUGAAUGAUACAGAAAUAAAGAACACAGACAAUCCGAAUAGCAGUUUGAAUUCGCCCGUAAACGAGAUAAGGGAAGCUCAUGCAGGCAAGGAAGAUGAGGCGGAUUUGCAGAAUUUAGAUUUACCUGCGACUGAAAUUGACACGGUAAUUGAAACGUGUGAAAAAGAUGGAGAGGUGGAAGAUAAGUUGGAUGAGUCGCCAAAUGUUCAAGCAGCCGUGACAUCCGAGUGCGAAACUACUGAAACGAAUUUGAUCGUAUCGACAGUAGAGGACGACAAUGAUGAAAAUGAGACUAAAUGCGUGGAGAACUCGUCAUGUGACGCUGAGAAAGAUACCAAGGAAACCGCAAUGGAAAAUGAAGACCACAAUUCUGAGCAAACUAAUGAAAUCUUAAGCGAUAACUGUGAUACACAAACUAAAGAUAUGAGUGAGCAAGAAAACGAUAUUAAACACGAUGCGGAGAGCUCUCCAGAAGAAAAAGAAGUAGUUAGUAUUACGACUACAGCUGACGUAGAUUAUGUAGCAGAACAAAGUGAUAAACUGAAAAGCGAGGACCUGAAAGCCUUAAAGGAAGAAGAGAUGUUGACUAUGGACGAUAAAGUUGCUAUUGCGGACGAAAAGAUUAACGGUGACAAACAAGAUGAAGCGAAAUGUAUUGAUGAAGUUGAAGAGCGCACAGAUGAUAAUGAGAAAGAGAGUAGCGUCGCAAGUAGCAUCGUAGUUGAUAAGAAUCUCUAAAAGACGAUUCUAUACGUAGAGGAAAAAAGGACAGCUUCGAGUGAACUAGAACUAAUAAAAUAAGAAAGAGAGAGAGAGAGAAGUGCGAAGUAAAAAGAAAGAAAAAGUACGAAAUGUUACGACGUAACUGUAAGUUACCGAUAAUGUGUGAUAGGAGACAAAGCUUUUAUAAAUAUUUGUUGAAAUGCGUGAUAUAUAUUUCAAAAGUUAAUUUUUAUGGCAAUAUACGAGUUGAGAAAAUCAAGCUAUUCGAAUAGUUCCCAACGAAUUCUUAUUUUUGGAACAAGCAUUCGAGAAUGUUACGUAGAUAACUGCAAGUUCGCUGAGUGAUAAUACAUCGCAAUUCUAUUUUUUGUUCCAGAAUCUUACACAUAUAUGUGCAUAUAUAUAUAUGUGUAUAUAUAUAUAUAUACAUAUAUACAUAUAUACACAAUAUGUGAAUAUAUAUAUACUCUGUUAUCUGUUUAAUUUUGUUUCUCUGAUUCAUUUAAGAUUGCUCUAAAGUUCGACUAAAUAAAUGCUAUACAUGUACAUGUAUGUAUGUAUAUGUAUAGCACGAUUUUCCGUUUAUAGAACUAUAGCAUUUUUGUAAUAGAAAAAAAAAUAGCGAAAUAACAGUCAUUGUGUAUGACAUCUCCGAAUUUUUAUAUAAAAUGUAAUGAAAGGAACGUUCACUCCUGUUCAAGUGACAAUCAAAGAAUAUUUUGGCACAAGCAAUAAUAAAAAGAAACGGGAUGUUUUAGAUCAAGAGCAGCUGUGAGAUUAAUAAAUUCUAAUUAGAUUUCUAACAAUGAUUAUAUCUUAAUAUUAGAGCAAAGAUAACUUUUACCGAUUGACGAUGUUAUUUGAAUUUGUAGUUUAUAUAUACAUAUAUAUAAUUAUUUAUAUCAUAUUAAUAUUUGUUUUUUUUUUAUAUUUUUGUUUUUCUCGUUGCUUGUAUGAUUCGUUGACAGAUUAUUAGAUAGAACUCCUGGAGGCUCAUGCGACUGAAAUCAUAUCUGAAUUGAUCGACUUAAACUUCUUCGAAGGAAUUAAAUCAUAUAGAAUAUACGCACACAUUCUAUUAUUAAUUUUUUGAUACUUAGUAUAUCAUAUUAGGAAUAUUAGUAAUUAGACUCUCGUCGAAAACGACGAUAAUGUGUAAGUGAGAUUUCUAGAUUUUCUCAAGAGCACUUCUUUCGAAGCUAAUUCUGUUGGACAUAUAAACUCUUUUCUUAUUUUCUUCGUUAGAAAAAAAAAAUGUGACGCGUUGCCAUAUCCAUACAAUGUUUUUUCAAGCCUCCAUAAAACUGUUACUUUCAAUCAAUAGUUUUCAGUCAUAGCAUUUCUGAGAUUAUUCUAAUGUGAAAAAUAGUAAUGAAGCAUUGUUAAUAAAUCUAAUUAUAUAAUAUAUAUUGUCUAACGAAAUCUA